This is a messenger RNA of Mugil cephalus (flathead mullet), 1945 nucleotides long. RefSeq names its product interferon-induced protein with tetratricopeptide repeats 5-like. The transcript has 10 exons. The record is from RefSeq and is a predicted model, not a curated record. Gene Ontology annotation, cellular component: cytosol. Gene Ontology annotation, biological process: defense response to virus. Bases 66 to 1508 code for a protein of 480 amino acids. Gene Ontology annotation, molecular function: protein binding. Lineage: Eukaryota; Metazoa; Chordata; Actinopteri; Mugiliformes; Mugilidae.
UCAGUCAUCGACUCAAAUCACUGCACAAACUCCAUAUAAAGGAACCAGAUUUUUCAAUCAUUAAAAUGAGUGAUGCUGCUGAGGAUCUGGUCUGCAGGCUGGAGAAGCUGCAGAGUCGCUUCACGUGGGACCUGAAGGAGGAAGACCUGGAGCUGGACGACCUCAGCAAUCAGCUGCAGCACGAUAGAGACCUGAAGCUGGGGCAGCGGGGGGCCGUGGCCCACUACUACCGCUUCCUGGCUUAUGUGAGGUAUCUCCAGGGUAAACCAGACGAGGCGCUGUCACUUCUCAGCCAAUCAGAGGAGAAGACCAGGGAGUGUUAUGGUGAGGACUGUGAACGGAGGCUCAUCGUGACGUACGGAGACAUGGCCUGGCUCAUAUACCACACCGGAGACUCCACACAGUCACAAAGCUACUGCCAGAGAGUGGAGGACAUCCUGGAGAAGAAUCCAGCCGAUUCCCCUUCUGACCUCCUCCCAGAGGUGUAUGGAGAGAAAGCCUGGACCUUCCUCAAGUUCUCCAUGUCCUACUACAAAAAAGCCAUUGCGUGUUCACUCAGGGCCUUGAAGCUGCAGCCGGACGACUGGGAGUGGAACAACUGCUACGCUAUCGCCCUGUUUCGUACAGAACCGAACGAUUUAAAACGGUAUCCUGAAGAGUCGCCAGUCACCACACAGCUUCGUCGGGCUCUGGAGAUGACCCCCAACGAUGGCGUCCUGCUCUCCUUGCUGGCUCUGAAGCUGCUCCACUACCAGAAACAUGAGGAGGCUGAUGGUCUGGUGAAGAAGGCCCUGGAGGUCGGAUCCAGGGACCCUCAAGUUAUCUACCAUGUGGCCAAAUACUAUUACAAGCGGCGCAAGCUGGAUCAGGCUAUAGAUCUUCUGAAGGGAGCGCUGGAGAGAAAUAGUCGGUCAGCAUUCAUCCACCAUCAGCUGGCCCAGUGCUACAGAGAUAAAAAGAAGGAACUGUUCUCAAAGAAGCCCAGACCAGAGGAAGAGCUGCAGCGUUUCAGGCGUCUCAGUAUUUACCACCUGGAGGAAACAAUCAAGCUGAGGAAGGGCUUUAACCACGCCAAGGCUGAUCUGGCUCUGCAGUACGCAGAGGACUCUAACAGAAGGAGAGCUCAGGAAAUGUUCAAUGAAGUUUUGGAGACAUUGGAAGAGGAGUCUGGGAUCAUCUACCAGUUCAUCUGUCGGUCCUACGCUGAGUUCUGCCAAUACCACAUCACUGACUGGGAUCUUGCCAUCACCUACUAUAAAAAGGCUCUUAAGUUCAACAGCUCCACUUCAGAUGGACGAUGGUGUGUCAAGAAGCUGAAGCAGAUAGCAGAGCGACGUCUCGAUAGAAGGCCUGGAGACGCCAUCGCCUACGGGAUUCUGGGAGCUGUGGCCAAAGCAGAGGGUCACCUGAAGGAAGCAGUCAGAUACUAUGAGAGAGCUCUGGAAAGAGACGCAAGUAACACAGAGUAUCUGUCGGAGCUGUGUGAGCUGCGUCUGAACCUGGACUGAUUCCUCGAAGGGUCCAGAGUGAGAGGUUCGUUAUCUCGUGUUUGACACCACUGCACAAACCAGUUAUUAAAACAUAGACUGCCACUUGCUGGAAGGCACAUUUCAGGACAGGGAUGACUGCAAAUGAAAUAAGUCUAAAUUGACGCUAAAUGAUUGUAUUCAGAUAAAAUGCCCCUUGCAGCAUAUUCAUUGUGGUUGUGGCAUAUCUAUGAUUUUAGAUUUUAGAUCAGUGUCUCAUUUCAUUUAACAAGUUUUAAGUUUGCAUGGAAAUAUUAACAAAUCAAUGUGAUUUUAUACAUGUCAUAUAUGAUAUUUACUAUGGUUCUACAUCAUCUCUGGGUGAUUGGCUUGUUGUGUGCUUCUCUUAAUAGGUCAGAUUGAAAAAAUCUGUCAAAAUGUUUAACCAACAAAAUGAAAUAAAGAAAUUCUGUUUCAUA